Messenger RNA from Macrosiphum euphorbiae (potato aphid), 1227 nucleotides. The record is from the annotation of a GenBank genome assembly. NCBI's taxonomy places the organism in Eukaryota, Metazoa, Arthropoda, Insecta, Hemiptera, Aphididae.
AUGUCCAACGACCAGUUUCCGGACUACCUUAAUGUCUAUUACAAAAAAUUGUUCCCCUACUCGCAGUUUCACAAGUGGUUGUCCUACGGGAACGUGAAACCAGAAAACUUUUUAAACAGAGAAUUUUCGUUCACCUUACAUGAAGAUAUUUAUAUUAGAUAUCAAUCGUUCAACACAUUGCAAGAAUUUGAAAAAGAAAUUCAAAAUCGAUGUCCUUUUAAAAUAGAUAUUGGAGCUGUGUUCAAUAUGAGUCCCAAAGUCUGCCGAAAUUAUCCUCAGUUUCAUGCUAUUGAAAAAGAAUUAGUGAUUGAUAUUGAUAUGACCGACUAUGAUCAAAUCCGUACUUGUUGUUCAGGUGCUGAAGUCUGUCAAAAAUGUUGGAGAUUUAUGGUUAUUGCUGUAAAAAUAUUGGAACGAGCAAUUCGGGAUGAUUUUGGAUGGAAGCAUUUGUUGUGGGUAUUCUCAGGUCGCCGAGGUAUCCAUUGUUGGAUAUGUGAUGAAUCUGCAAGAAAACUCUUACCUUCUGAACGUGGAUCGUUUAUUGAUUAUUUAGCUAUUUUAUCUGCUGGGGAUCCAAAAAGAUCUAAUGUAAAUCAUCACUCUGUGAGACGCAGUAUUGCCAUUAUAAAAGAAGAGUUCAAUUCACUUCUUGCUGAACAAGAUUUCUUAGGAACGACCGAACAGUGUAAUAAAAUUUUGUCAUUUAUAGCUGAUGAAAAAAUAAAGGAACAAAUUAAUUUACAAUUUUCAAAGUAUCAAGGUAGUAUACAACGAUGGGAAGCACUAACUGUUAUUGUUAAUAAUAACCAUAAAAGGGGGCUAUUAAAUUUUAAAACAAAACAUUGUGUGGAAGAUAUUUUGUUGUAUUUGGCAUAUCCAAGACUUGAUGUGAAUGUAACAAAAGGGUUAAAUCACUUGUUGAAGUCUCCUUUCUGUGUUCAUCCGAAAACUGGAAAAAUUUGUAUACCAAUUAACCCAAAAGUUAUAGAAAAAUUUAACCCAAACACUGUACCCACAAUCAAUGUUUUAAUUGAUGAAAUUAAUGAGUAUGACAAAAAACAAAAAGAAAUUAUCAAUGAUGCAAACCUGAGUAGUAAUCGCUUAAAGGAUUAUAAAAAAACGUCAUUAUUAAAAAGCGUCAAUAUCUUUGAAGAAUUUUUAAGAAGCUUAGAAAAUACUUGGAAAGGAAGUAUAAUAAAACAAAGUGAUAUUAAAAUGGAAUUUUAA